CAGUAAAAGAAGAGGCUGCCAUAUUGCAGUGAUACAGCGAGUUUAACAGACUGAAUCUUGAGCGCACUUGGCUGUCUGUGGAAAAAAAUGCUUUCUGCUCAUAAUUUUGGAGACUCGGGGAAGAUGAAAGACUACCAUUAUACUGGUCCAGUAGAGCACCGGUUUUCACCUUACGCUUUUAAUGGAGGAACUGUGCUAGCUGUUGCUGGGGAAGACUUUGCCAUCGUAGCCUCAGACACCAGGCUGAGUGAAGGCUACUCAAUCCACAGCCGAGAUUCACCAAAAUGCUACAAGCUGACAGAUACAACCGUUAUUGGCUGCAGUGGUUUCCAUGGUGACUGUCUGACUCUAACGAAAAUCAUCGAUGCCAGACUAAAGAUGUACAAACACUCAAACAAUAAGACGAUGACCAGUGGAGCCAUCGCAGCCAUGUUGUCUACCAUCCUGUAUGGCAGGAGGUUCUUUCCCUACUAUGUUUACAACAUCAUUGGAGGACUGGAUGAAGAGGGCAAGGGUGCUGUGUACAGUUUUGACCCAGUGGGCUCCUACCAGAGAGACACCUACAAGGCCGGAGGAUCAGCAAGUGCCAUGCUACAGCCGCUACUAGACAACCAGAUUGGUUUCAAGAACAUGGAGGGUGUUCAGCACGUUCCUCUGACUUUGGAUAAGGCAGUUCAGCUGGUCAAAGAUGUCUUCAUCUCGGCUGCGGAGAGAGACGUCUACACUGGAGAUGCCCUUCGGGUCUGCAUCAUCACUAAGGAGGGCAUCAACGAACAGACCAUACCACUGAGGAAGGACUGAGGAGGGAAAUGUUCCUCUGUCUCAGCUUUCCUCUUUUUGCCCUGUUCUUUCCAUAUUCACACUGUUGAUUUGGCCCCUUAACAUCAAUUUUUUUAAAAGCAGGAAUGUUGAUGCUGAAGUUGCUUCCAGUGGCCUCUUAAAUCGGGCUCUCUGAUAUUAGUUCGCUGUCUACAUUCAUUUCAAAUUGAUGCUCUUUCCCUGUUUUCUAUAAUUAUUCCCUUCAAUUUUUGCUGUUAUUACAUCAUUUGUGGAUAUGCGACCGAAUUCUAGAUCAGCAUUCCUAUUCUGAGAAGCAAAUUCUUCACUCACACUUGCCUAGACUCUACCUGUUUUAUGGGGAUGCAUACUCUGGUGUUAUUUUUACAUUCUUAAUAAAUGUAAAGAACUGAAAA
Scatophagus argus is the source of this 1193-nucleotide messenger RNA. RefSeq names its product proteasome 20S subunit beta 1 (gene psmb1). The record is from RefSeq and is a predicted model, not a curated record. Bases 88 to 801 code for a protein of 237 amino acids. The transcript has 6 exons. NCBI's taxonomy places the organism in Eukaryota, Metazoa, Chordata, Actinopteri, Scatophagidae. Gene Ontology annotation, cellular component: proteasome core complex.